AUGAAGGACGCCGUCAGUAACAUUUUAGAGCAAUUUAAUAAUCACUUCGGUAAAUACCCAAAAUUCACACAGUUUGAUCAGGGCACAGAGUUUUACAAUAAAGAUGUAAAGUCAUUGCUCAAUAAACAUAACAUUGAAUUUUUCUCUACUUACUCAGAUAAAAAGGCCGCAGUUGUGGAAAGAUUUAACAGAACACUGAAAGCGCUAAUGUGGAAGUACUUUUACAGUGCCAGUACAUAUAAAUGGUUAGACGUCCUUCAAGACUUAACUGAUAAUUACAACAGUUCAGUGAACAGAUCAAUUAAAACAACACCAGACAGCGUAAAUGAGUCCAAUUGGACUGAAGUAUGGAAGACACUUUUUAGUCACAAUUUAGGCAAGCCGUCGGAACCAAAGUUUGCUGUCGGAGAAAGUGUCAGGAUUUCAAAGUACAAAUCAGUGUUCACAAAAGGAUAUGAAGCAAAUUUCACAGAGUAG
Molecule: messenger RNA, 477 nt
Organism: Paramuricea clavata
Lineage: Eukaryota; Metazoa; Cnidaria; Anthozoa; Malacalcyonacea; Plexauridae
Source: the annotation of a GenBank genome assembly